UUGUGUAUAUAUUCUCAUAGAGAACCGAAUAAAUCAAACCGGUUUUGCUGUCAAAACAUCUGCCUAUCGUUAGUCAAGUUUUCUGUUAAUCAUUAGUAUGUAUUCAACGUCCGACGUGUGAGCUUCUAUUUUAUUUGUGUUGCACAGCAAACAGUUUUUUUUAAAGAAAAAAUAAACUCCAUUUAAAAAUGGCGAUGGAAAGUUUUGUGAAUCUAUUGAGUUUCUCAAACCCAGUUUUCAGUUCAUUUGCUUUUUGGGGCUCUAUUCUGGUGAUCAAAUGCUUGUUUAUGAGCACAUUUACUGGACUUUAUCGUUGGAAGAACGGUGUUACCUCAAACCCUGAAGAUGUAAGAAUGGCCGAAAGGAUUGGAAUUCGAGGUGAAACAAAAGAAACUGAUCCAGAUGUAGAUCGUGCACGCCGAGCCCAUUUGAAUGACUUAGAAAAUAUCUUACCAUAUUUAAUUGUCGGUUCAUUCUAUGUGUUGACAAAUCCAUCGUUGGGAACAGCCAAAUUGUUAUUCCAAGUUGCAACAAUUGCUCGAAUUAUUCAUACAUUUGUUUAUGCGAUUUUUGUCAUUCCACAACCAUCGCGCUUGCUCAGCUGGCUCGUUCACUAUCUCAUCACUUUGUAUAUGGCUGUGAUGGUAGUGAUCUAUAGCUAUAACAAGUAAUGACACACAAUUUAGUUCUAUUGUAAAAAUUGCGGUGUCAUAAGCUAAAAUGUUUUGUUUUUGUGUGUAAUAAACGAAUCAAUUAUCUAACUGAAAUGAA
Messenger RNA from Contarinia nasturtii (swede midge), 771 nucleotides. RefSeq names its product microsomal glutathione S-transferase 1-like. The transcript is spliced from 3 exons. Lineage: Eukaryota; Metazoa; Arthropoda; Insecta; Diptera; Cecidomyiidae. The coding region runs from base 189 to 671 and encodes 160 amino acids. The record is from RefSeq and is a predicted model, not a curated record. Gene Ontology annotation, cellular component: membrane.